Molecule: messenger RNA, 3260 nt
Organism: Sitodiplosis mosellana (orange wheat blossom midge)
Lineage: Eukaryota; Metazoa; Arthropoda; Insecta; Diptera; Cecidomyiidae
Gene: elgi
Product: E3 ubiquitin-protein ligase NRDP1
Exons: 6
Coding region: 1299-2246 (315 amino acids)
Biological process (GO): regulation of canonical NF-kappaB signal transduction; tumor necrosis factor-mediated signaling pathway; protein K63-linked ubiquitination
Cellular component (GO): plasma membrane signaling receptor complex
Molecular function (GO): metal ion binding; ubiquitin protein ligase activity
Source: RefSeq, a predicted model, not a curated record
UUCACGUUUCUUGUUCACAUUCGUUUGAGAGAGAGAGAGUGAGUGAGCGAGGGAGCGGGAGACAGAGAGCAAGUGAGAAAGCAAUAGAGAGAUACAGAGAGAAACCUAUCGCAGGAACCGAAUCGAAACAAUUGCGAAUAAGGGAAACUCAUUAUAAUGAGGUUGAACCUGAACAACGAAACAACCAACAACAAUAACAGCCACAAAUCGAUAAAAUAAAGCAACUAUUCACGGGUUGAACCGGUGCCUGCAAAUUUGUAUGUUACGGAAACGCUGACAAAUAGACAGACAGACAAAAAGAAAACACCUAUCGAUUGAGAUAUUCAAUGCGAUGGUAUCUCUCUCUCUCCUUCCCUCUCGCUGUAAAACGCACAAAAAUAUUCAAGUAACAAGGCGAUCGGUUUAUUUAUUUUUGUUGUUGUUGCUGUUGAGUGUGUGGUUUGUUUUAUAAUUGGGCAUUGUACUGGCCGAGAAUGGCGAGUGCGGCGCGUGCGAGAGAAAGAGAGGCGGACAGACAGAGACAGCACCGAAGAAACGAAAGAAAAAUAAAUCAAAUGAAUUAAUUGGUGUGUUUUUUUUGUAUAGUAUUUCAUUGUUAUUGCUGUUAUUCGCGCUGUAUUCGCCACGAUAGGUGUAGCAGCAAAAGAAAGCAUGCGGUGCAAUACUUUCGGCUGAUAUAGAUCUCUUUCUUCUCGUUUUGGCUUUGAGUCGUCAUUCACAAUUUUACACUGUCUCGCGAACCGAAUCACAUCAAGCGAUACCAACAACAACCACAGCCACACACACACACAACACCGUAUAUAUUCUGUCGCAAAUAAAACGAAUGAACAAAUAAAUCUACACGAUCUGAACCCCCGAAAAAAUAAAACAACAAUCAAAUGAAAGAAAAGAAACGAAACGAAAGUGGUUUCGAUUUUGUUUGAAUGUAACAUAACGUACACGCUCAGUGCAGUCAAUAACAACAUAUGUGUCGUUUUGUGUGUCGUGCGUAGUUAAUCAUCACUUUAAGAAUAAAAUAAACUGACGAAAUGAGUGGUGUUUGAGAAUUGAGCCGUUUAAAACUCGGUUAAAGUGUUGAAAUUCUUCGAAACGAAAGACAUUUGAAAAUUGUUUUUUUUAACAAAGCUCAAAGAGAUAUACAGUCAACGUGAAAAUAUAUAAACACAAGUUUGAGACCGUGGAUAAGGACUCGUGUCAGCUGAGCUCCGACAUUGAUCCCGUUUGAAGUGCACAAUUUGAAUAAAACAUAGCAGCAAACAGAAGAACACACACACACAAACAAACAAACAAACAAUAAAAUGGGUUACGAGUUGACUCGGUUCCAAGGUGAUGUUGACGAAGAACUUGUUUGCCCCAUUUGUGCUGGUGUGUUAGAGGAACCGCUACAGGCGGCGGUGUGCGAGCAUGCAUUCUGUAGGGCUUGCAUCACCGAAUGGCUAUCACGACAGCCCACCUGUCCCGUUGACCGAAACGCAAUCACAACGACAAAUUUGCGUCCAGUGCCGCGCAUUCUCAAGAAUUUACUAGCCAGACUGAGCAUAUCAUGUGAUAACGCCAUUUAUGGAUGCACACAAAUUUUAAAAUUGGACGCAUUGAGCAAUCAUCUGGAAGAAUGCGAGCACAAUCCAAAGAAACCGUUACCAUGUGAACGUGGCUGCGGCUCAAUUAUACCCAAAGAUGAAUUUAAAGAUCAUAAUUGCAUUCGUGAAUUGCGUGCGGUGAUCCAUUCGCAGCAACAGAAAUUAGUCGAUAUGAAAAAUGAAAUCAGUGAUCAAAAUCUGUUGAUAAAUGAAUUAAAGCGGGAAUUUCAAUUGUUCAAAGAGCUAAUGCGAGCGAUGCGAGUGUCAAAUCCAGCGAUGAGAGCAAUUGCCGAUCAAAUGGAACGCGACGAAGUUGUACGUUGGAGUAAUUCAUUGGCACGUGCACGUGUGACACGCUGGGGUGGUAUGAUUUCAACGCCAGAUGAUGCUUUACAGAUGAUGAUCAAACGUGCACUAUCCGAAUCCGGUUGUCCGCCACACAUUUUAGAAGUAUUAAUGGAAAAGUGUCAUGAGAGACGAUGGCCACCUGGACUGAAUUCACUGGAAACACGACAAAACAACCGUCGGACGUACGAUAACUAUGUGUGUAGACGAAUUCCAGGUAAACAAGCCGUACUAGUGUUAAGCUGUGACAACCCGCAUAUGAGCGAUGACGUAAUGGUCGAACCAGGAUUAGUGAUGAUAUUUGCGCAUGGAGUCGAAUAACCAGCCCAAAUGCAGCGCAAUCCAACACAGAAAAAAAAACAAAGAAUCGACAGAGAUUAGGUUUUUAAUUCUAUUUUAAAUAUUAAAUUCAUUGUUUUUUUUUACAUUUAUUUUGAAAACAAACAAAAAAAAAACAAACGAAAAAAAAUAUGAGAGAAGAAACACAUUUAUUGGACACUCAGAAAAAAUGUUUACAUUUUUGUAUAGUAAUUCUCAAUUGCUCGAUUUCAUAGAUUUAGUCCGUUUCAUUCAUAGUCAGGAAAAAUCACCAUAUAGAACAGAACAUUUCAUAGACAUCAGUGUUGUUAAAUAGGCUGGACAAUUUUCCACUUUUGCUUAAGCUGUCGUAAGCCAAUACAAAUUAUCCAGCUGUCGAAUGACAUUAAACGCAUUCAUUGCUUAUGGUUGGCUUACGCUUACUUUCAGCAUAAGCCAGUGGAUAUACUACAGUGGCGUAAGCAUUUCCAUCACUGAUAGACAUGCAUCUAUUGUUUGAAUCGUCUUAUUUUCACUGUAUGUCUCUUGCUCUCCAAAAUUUAGACGAUAGCAUUUACAGUGCAGAUUUGCUUUUCGGUUGUGACAUACACUCAACAUUACCGCUAAGCACAUUUUGUGAAGAAUUCAAAUUAUUUCUUCGAUUGCUUGGUUUUAUUUUCUUUUUUUUUAACUUGAAUUGCUCAAUCAAAUCCCAAUCGAAUAAAUCGGAUUUAUUCGUGAGUAGAGCAUAGUGCUGAAAUAUCGUUCGGUGACUUCGUGUGUUUUAAAAUUUAUCGAUAUGCAGAGAAAUCUCAAUGCAGCUUUUCCAUGUGCGCAAUUCACACAAAUAUACACAUACGCACGAAUGAUCAUCAUCCGAAUAUGGUCCAUUGUAAAAAAAAAGAACCCAAAAUUAUUUAAAUUAGAUGAAAAUGUCAGAAACUACAUUUAGGAUGAAUUAUAAGUGAAAUGUAAAGUGAGAAACAAACAACAGAACUAAAUGAAUGCUAAAUUAAAUUCCUAGUUUAAGUCCAUUGU